GGCCAUGCUGACGCGCCGGGAGAACCUCCUGGUGCGGCCCUGGCAGCAGCGCCGCUUCCACCACCACCGGAAAAAGGUGGCGUCGGCGCUGCCGGUCAUCGACGUGGGCCCCCCCGCGGAGCGCGGCCACGUGUCGUGCAAGCUGAAGCAGGUGCAGAGCGAGUCGGAGCGGUGCGCGCAGAUCGGCAAGGACAACUGCGCGCUCGUGCUGCGGCUGGCGCACAUCAUGCGGACCUCCAGGGUGGACAACGGCUGGCGGCAGCCCCCGCCCACCUUCCUUCGUAGGGUCGGCAUCUACCUGGACCCCGCUGACUAG
Molecule: messenger RNA, 316 nt
Organism: Thrips palmi
Lineage: Eukaryota; Metazoa; Arthropoda; Insecta; Thysanoptera; Thripidae
Exons: 4
Coding region: 5-316 (103 amino acids)
Source: RefSeq, a predicted model, not a curated record